UUAUGGGAGUUGCUCAGGACACGUGAUAAAAAGCAAAAAUAUAAAAAUAAAAAAAUCCCAUGGGUUUACGACCGGCAAAGACUCCGGCAGCCCGCUGGAAUUACGAGAACAUGGUCGAAUUCUCCGGUGAAUCGGAGAGUCUCUCGGAUUAUUUCUUCGGGUUCUCCGAUGGCGCUCUAGAGUCGCUGGAGAGCUCGAGUGGCUCGAGCAAUGGAUACGAUGAUUAUUUAGAGGAGGAGGAGGAGGAAUCUGGCAAUGCGGAGGAGAAGAAGGCCUUCUGGGACUCCCAAGAACAACUCCUCCAGGCGACAUUGUGUAGGACAAGUUCGACCGAGUCCAAAAUCAGACAGGCGACCAAACAAUGCCUACGACAAUCGAAAUUAGCUACUUUCGAAUGUAAAUGCCGGGAGAACGUGACCGGAGAAUAUUGCCGGAUCUGCUUGAGAAGAGAAGUCUGCAAUGGGCUUCUGCAGAACGGUUUCAACAGCGCCAUAUGCAAAUCCAAAUGGAGGAGCUCGCACGAGAUCCCAGCAGGGGAACACACGUAUUUGGAAGUCGUCGACAAAUCAAACCCGAAGAGAGGGGCAGUGAGGGUGAUAGUCGAGCUAAAUUUCCGGGCCGAGUUUGAGAUGGCGAGGGCUAGCGGUGAAUACAACCAGCUGAUCAGCCGGCUGCCCGAGGUCUUUGUGGGCAAGGACGAGCGGCUGAGGGCCGCGAUCAAGAUCCUGUGCAGGGCCGCCAAGAGGUGCAUGAAGGAGAGAAACAUCCACAUGGGCCCGUGGAGAAAGCAGAAGUACAUGUUGGCUAAAUGGCUAGGGAAUUGCCAGAGUUCCGCCCCGGCACCACCGGAGACCCUUCCGGCGGAAGUCUCCUCCCGGCUGCCCAAGCCCAGAGCCUCGAUGCUGACAUUUGAUUUGUCUGGGAGCUUGCCGGACAUGCGUUAUACUGCAGUGGAGGUUUUGUGACGACGGACUAAGCAUAAUGAGUUUUGUUCGAUAAAUUUGAGGAACAAUUAAUAUGAGUCUGAGAGCACCCAAAAUAAGGGAGGAUAUCAAGGUUAAUAUUUAGUUUAGCAUGAGUAAUGUAAAAUAUAUAUAUAUAUAUAUAUAUAUAUAUAUAUAUAUAUACACAUAUGUAUGGAGAGGAUUAAAACGAGAGUAAGGGUGGUGCUGGUGAUUGAGCUUUAGAUUAUUUUUUUUUCCCCUUUUUGGAUAGAUUGAGGUUUGGAGGUAGAUUUGUAUCGACGAAGAAGAUGUUUAAUUUGCUGGGUUGGGUUGAGUGAAGACAGAAAAAUUACAUAAUUAUUUACCCAAAAAAAUAAAAAGCAUAAUUAACUGUGCGGUCCAUGUGACAAA
Messenger RNA from Punica granatum (pomegranate), 1355 nucleotides. Lineage: Eukaryota; Viridiplantae; Streptophyta; Magnoliopsida; Myrtales; Lythraceae. The record is from RefSeq and is a predicted model, not a curated record.